Molecule: messenger RNA, 3756 nt
Organism: Mercenaria mercenaria
Lineage: Eukaryota; Metazoa; Mollusca; Bivalvia; Venerida; Veneridae
Exons: 16
Coding region: 122-3328 (1068 amino acids)
Molecular function (GO): calcium ion binding
Source: RefSeq, a predicted model, not a curated record
AUCAAAUUUUAUGAUAAUCUUUUAUCUUGUUUGAACACAUUGUUUUCAAUAUUAACAAUCUUUAUUAGAUAAAAAGUGUUGUACGAGUGCAAUAACCUUCAUCCGAAAUUUUGUCGCCGCCAUGAAGAUGACUCUGGAAGUUUUUAAGAGUUUUGCCGUCCUCUGUUUGCUUUCCGUUUUUCAGAAAAGUGCCGGUACGAGUGCCAGUCAAUUAUCCGAAGGACAUAUCCAUGCCGCUGUUGAAAUACUUCAUUUUAAAAACCCUUCUGGCACGAGUUUCCUACAAUAUUCUACGCGCAGCACGAGAAAAUGUUGCGACUUGAGCAAAAGCAGUAACUGCGAUGCCAGGGAUACAUGCGAUGUAAGAUUUUCAGUCUGCAUUGGCAGUGUAACUGGACAAAGCCUAGAGGAUUGUGUAGGCAUACUUUUAAAUUCGACAGAAGUAUUAAAAGAUACUAAUUCAGCUUGGGAAGCAACAAAUAUAAAGUUUCCAGUUUUUAAUCUGACAACAUGGAAUUCGGAAGAGAAAAUUACAGUUUAUAUGAUAGAUGAUGACACGCCCGGUAACAACAACGCAACACUUGCUGGUGAUCUUAUAGAUAUAUUUACUGGUGACCUAAAGAUGCAAGUUGAUACAGAUUUCUGGACAAGCCAACAGCAUCUGGUUACCCUCACUAAAUGUGCAAGUGUAACUAUUGGUAUACGUGUGUUUUGUGAAUCCAACUAUUAUGGCGAAAACUGCAGUCAGUAUAUGAAACCAGAUAUGUUCCAUCACACAGAUAUUGUCAAUAGAUCUAUAAAACAUAUUCUUGAUUGCAAGAGCAAUGGAUCCUCAGUGAUAAACAUUUUCACCAGUGACCCAUAUUCUUAUACAAUACCUUCUCUUAAAAAAAGGCUAGUGUUGUUUUUGGUUGACAAAGUUUGUUUAAUGGCUGCUAAUACGGUAAACGUGAAAAUAGAUAACGUCAGAUAUGAAAGAGAAAUACUAAGAGUUGCAUUCAGCGGAGACUGCCAGAAACCCAUCACUGACUUAGAAGUUCAUCAUGCCUUGAAUUACAUGAGAAGCUCUGAAAUUCUUCAGUACUUCGGAAAUAAAGUCGAGCGUUUGGACGAGACUAUAAAAAUCAAAAAGGGGCGCCUCAAUAUUGUAUAUAGAUUGUUGGACGUCUUUCGUGUUGAUUCAACAGGGAAGACCUUGUUAUGCAGAGUCAAUGAAUGCAACGCGACUAUACAUAUAGAUUAUAGGAAUCAAAGCGUAACGACUUGGAAAGUGUCUCUCGAGCGUGGCCUAAACUAUUGCUUCAGGGGACUGGAAAACACGAAACAAAACAACACAGAACACAUCAUAAGCGAAUACCCAGCUGUUGUAUCAGAACCAUUAGAAAUUACUAUAGAAACAGAUACAAGAAACGGGGUUAAGAAUCCAGCUGCGAAAUUUCGUAUUCCUGUCUUAAAUUAUACUAGAACAUCUGUGACUGGAAACAGUUAUAGACAUUUGUCGCCGGCAGAAAUCACAAGAACAGACAAAAUCAAAGGACUCGGCUUAACUAUUGGACUUUUUGUUUGGUGUUCUACUGGAUAUACAGGCAAACGUUGCGAAGAAUCUUGUGAAACCGGACAACCAGAUUGUAAUUACGACAAGUGCAGUCCACCGGGAAAACAUAACUAUGACCAUAAUAUACAUUGCGAUCACGGACAUUGCAAUGAGACGACUAAGCUAUGUGAAUGCGAGCCUGGUUACAUUGGUCCAAUGUGCAGAACACAGAUAGAUUACUGCAAACUAGGAUUGUCGGAUAGCCCAUGUAUUCACGGUAAAUGUGCCAGUAACGUUCAUAAUAUUACGUGUGAAUGUAAUAAAAAUUAUACAGGAAGGCUUUGUGAAACUAGGAUACAAGAGCAAACAAACUUCCGCAGGUCUGAACGAGAUACCUUCAAUAGUGGAAUUGUUAUGACUGACUUACCUUCAAGUAAGUCAAUGAAUGAACACAAGUGCCUAAAUUUCAACAGCUGUGGAAAUGGUACUUCUGUUAACUAUAAAAACAAUAUUACAUGUUCAUGCGAUAUUGGGUUUUCAGGGAACCAGUGCAAACACGUGGACUAUUGUGCGAGCAAUCCGUGCUUUCAUGGCGGAUUUUGUGUAAAUACGAAUAAUAGAUUUACGUGUAAAUGCAAGGAUGGUUUUCAUGGCAAGAAAUGCGACAAGAUAUACAAAUGUUCAGAGAGUCUUUGUCAGAAUAAUUCAACAUGCAUAAAUCUAACUUUAUCUAGAAAUCACACGUGUCUUUGCCAGAAGGGUUACACAGGACGCAGUUGCGAAUUAAAGAAUCACUGUGAAAGUCAGUCAUGUGAAAAUGGGACAGAAUGCCACAAUCACAGCAAUGCGGAGUACACUUGCAAAAACCGUUUAUUUGCAAAGCUAACAUUACCGGCUCACAGACCAAGUUUCAUUGAUGAUGACAAUGUUACGGACAACAUGGAGAAAAUUUUAGGAAAUAUUACAAGGAAUUGCAGCAACAUAAAAAUUCUAUUUGAUGUCAUUGACAGCGUGAACGGGUCCAGUACUCUGUAUGUUGCAGUUCUCUGCGACGGUACGCUGUUGUCAUCGGAACUUAUAGCAAAACAAUUUGAAUAUUACCCUACUGAUGAAAUUGUCGAAAUUCUACAUUUUAUACCAUUAGACAAGAAAAACAAAGCUCACACGGAUGGCACAAUGUCUGAUAAAAUGUGGAUAGAAGAAUACUGGAUUAUUUUGACAGGUGUCGCAACUGGUGUUGUAGCAGCUGGUAUCGGUAUAGUGAAAGCUUUGCAUAUUGUAUAUGGGAAAGGAAAACGACAAACACAUGAAACAAGAAUAGGGAACAAUUCCACAAAUUACAAUGAGUAUGUUAGUUUUAGACAUGCCUUUGCAAGUGAUAAAGCAAAUACACUCGAUACUGUUAAAUUGGAGGUAUCGCGAAAAAACUUAAAUUUUUCAAAAAUGGGUCCUGCUCAUGUCAAUCCGAACCAUCGCCGAAAUUCCGUGCACCCUGAAAAGUACCCUGGGUAUCCAAAUGCAACAUAUUACUUAUCGCCGCAAACCGAAAAGCAAGAUAGAAGAGCCCACAGCAUGGCGGACAGUAUCGCUGAAAGUAGUGUGCCACGACAAACACGUUCACUAGAUAUAAUUAACACAGAUGAAUGGAAUGACCCUCAGUAUGGCGCCAGACAGGCGUCAUUUAGUACCAAUGACAAGAAGGACUUCCGUAAGAGUUACAUAGACUCAAAAAUGACGUUUUUGACCAGGAAUCCUAUAUAUGGUCUCAGUAAAGACCAGUGGCAGGAUACGUAAUUUUCCUAAUAUGUGUACAACUGUCAGACAAUUUUGUUACAAAUUUGAAAAUGCUUUCUUUGUAGCCAUCACUUCGACGGCAGAAUAUUUAAUAAUUAAUCGUUGUCUGCAUGUUUUGUCUGUCCAUGUAUUUUGUGUACAUUUUGAACGUAGUCAGAAAAUUAAUAGACACAUGAUAGACGCUAAAUCCAAAUUUCGAAUGACGUAUGUUACCAGGAGUCUCAGUAUGCUAUAUUGACCAAAAGACAAAAACAAAAUGAAACAACUAAGUGAAUAUUAACCGUUUCAAAAUAGGUCUUACUAUCUUUGGGGUAUUAGCGAAAAGGACAUAAUAAGACUCGACAGAAAUUAUUUUAUCUUUAAUUACUGUUAUCACGAUAACAUUAUGUUAUAAACAGUACAAAUAAUAUAAACAUAUAAAAAAUUCA